Molecule: messenger RNA, 654 nt
Organism: Heterocephalus glaber (naked mole-rat)
Lineage: Eukaryota; Metazoa; Chordata; Mammalia; Rodentia; Bathyergidae
Source: RefSeq, a predicted model, not a curated record
AUGGAUCGAAGUGUAGAGUUCAGAAAGCAGAAGGUGCAGUGUCUGAGCAAAGCGGACCUCAGCAGGAAGGGCUGCGUGGCCGAGGGUGUAGUAGACGUUAUGCAGGUCCUGAACACGUGGGAACAGUUUUUCACCACCAGUUCCUGCGUGGGCCGCAAGCUCCUCAUAGACGGGAAAGCCAGUGGCAAUGAAGUUUUGAAAUUUGAGCCACUUGUCCUUCACAUGCAGUGCCGGCAACUGCAGGAUGCACAGCUUCUGCAUUCAGUAGCAGUUGAUUCUGAUUUCAGGAACUCUGGCAUCACAGUGGGAAAGAAAGGAAUGACUAUGUUGGCUGUCUGGAGUACACUUGGCUUAGAAGUUCCAUUAAGCAAUCAGGGAAAAUUGAUGGUGACAGAGGAGUAUAUUGACUUCCUGUUAAAUACAGCACAUCAAAAAAUGGAGGAAAACAAGAAAAGAACUGAAAGUUUCUGGUUUUACAACUGCCUGCCACGUGCUUUGGAAAGAGAAACAAUCACUAACUCACACCCCAAGAUCAAAGAGAAAAACAACCCAUCUUGUUCUCCUAAGAAAGAAAGAAACCCAGCAAAAGCACAUGGCAAACGCAUCCCUGAAGAAAAUGAUAAAGAAAUGGAAAAUGAUGUCGAUGAUGACUGA